Molecule: messenger RNA, 971 nt
Organism: Chelonia mydas (Green sea turtle)
Lineage: Eukaryota; Metazoa; Chordata; Testudines; Cheloniidae
Product: alpha-1-acid glycoprotein 2
Exons: 6
Coding region: 54-617 (187 amino acids)
Source: RefSeq, a predicted model, not a curated record
UCAGCUGGUCGAGUUUGAUUCCACUGCUUCUCACUUCCCUUCAAAAAGAAAUCAUGGCACUGACCUGCAUUGCUAUUAUUCUUGGUUUAGCACAUCUCCUUACUGCUAAACCCCUGGAUUGUGAGCCUCUAGUUCCAGAAACCAUUGACAAUGCAACAAUGACCAAGCUGCUGGGCAAAUGGUUCUACAUUGUUGGGGCCUCUCAGCACCCACGCACCCUAAAGGAGAUGGAAUUGAUAAAGAAUGCUUAUUACUUCAUAUACCCUAGCAGCCAUCAAGACAACUUCCCCGUCACACAAGUCAUGAAACUGAAGGACAAGUGUGUGGUGGACAACUCCAGUUACAUUUCAGUCAUCUGGGACAAUUUUACAAUGAUCCUGCACGGGCCAAACGAAACUGGCAUAGCACAACUUAUCAAGAGCCGCUCUGAAGACACUAUGACACUAUACCACAUUGAUGGGACCCACAAAGGGUUAUCGAUCUCGGCCCGGGCCCAAAACAUGAGCACAGAGCAGCUGGAAGAAUUCAAAACUCAAGUGGCAUGCCUUGGACUGAAGGAAGAGGAAACAUUCUAUUCUCUAGAUAAGGAUCUGUGUCCCAUGGAAGAAGAAAGAUGACAAAAAGCACUCAGUUGAACUGGUAGAAUCAUCACUGGGGUAACUCACAUUUCCACGGCAACGUUGCUCUCCACACUGGAUAUCAGCAGUUGUUAAUUCUCUUCCACCUGUUUAGCCACUGAAGGAUCUCCCCUUGUUGCAUCUGACCAUGUGGUUUCUUUGGCACAAACUACUGACAUUUUCAUUUUGUGUUCUGCACCUUUACAUUUCUAAGCACUCUUCACGCAUGCAGAGCUCAGCAACCAUUUGUUCUCAGCUCUUAGUGCAGACUUUCACAAAGGAGACCCACACACUAUGCUCUCUCCUGAAGACUUUACUUUCGUUCUUUCUUGUUGAUUUAAAAAUAAAGAUAAA